CAGGUUGUGCAUAACAUCGUUCAUUUGUAUGAGCAUUAGUAAUUACGAAUGAUGAAACCAGUACUGUGGACCAUUAUUUGUAUUCAAGUUGUUUUGGUUAACUGUCAAUCACUAACAGACCAAAACGGAACGACGACGCAACAAUGCGGCAAUCACACCUGCUCUUUUUGGUCGAAGUGCAAUAACGACACGCAUACAGGUGUGCUGGAGUGUGGAGCUUGCAUGGAGGGAUUCUUGCCUGUUGGCACUGACUGCAUAGACAGAGACGAGUGUACAUUUCUUGGACGUGAUCCGUGUGCUCGAUUUGGGACAGGUACCUGUGUCAACACAAUCGGGGGAUUCAACUGCCUCUGCCUAAUGGGAUGGAUUGGCCCAAGGUGUCAACUUAUGGACGAGAACGUAACAGCCUCUGACCGGACUUGCCUUCCUGGCUACGUUAACCAAGUACUCAACGACUCGUAUGGUGAAUGCAAAGAUGUUAACGAAUGCAGAAAUAGUAGCAUCAGCACGUGUGGUCUCCAUCAGCACUGCGUAAAUAUGGCAGGUAGCUAUAGAUGUGACUGUGACAGCGGGUGGCAUGGUAGCAAUUGCACAGAGGACACUGAUGAAUGUAACAACCCAAACACCUGUACUUCUCAUCAACACUGUGUCAAUAACCUUGGUAGUUUUCACUGUGAUUGUAACAGCGGUUGGGAAGGAUCUGAUUGCAACGACGACACAAAUGAAUGCAAUAGUGCGAAUGUUUGUAACUCACAUCAGCACUGUCUCAAUACGGCUGGCAGUUAUCAUUGUGAAUGUGACAAUGGCUGGACGGGAUCGGACUGUGCAACUGACAUAGAUGAAUGUGGAAAUACCAAUAAUUGUACCGGUCUCCAAAUGAGGUGCGUGAACGACCAUGGCAGUUAUCAUUGUGAAUGCAUUCCCGGCUGGGACGGAGAGAGUUGCAUAGCCGACAUAAAUGAAUGCGCAAAUACCAGUAUAUGCGAACCACACCAACGCUGUAUGAAUACCAUAGGAAGUUACAACUGCUACUGUGACAUUGGCUGGACGGACGUCAACUGCACUGAUAUUGAUGAAUGUUUCAACGCCAGCAUUUGUGGACUUCAUCAAAUAUGUGUGAAUACUGACGGUAGCUUUAGAUGUGACUGCUGCACAGGCUGGGAGGGACUCAACUGCUCUGUUGAUAUUGAUGAAUGUACACAUGCAAGCAUAUGUGGAGCUCAUCAACAUUGUUUGAAUGCUGCUGGUAGCUAUGUCUGCGAUUGUGACCUAGGCUGGGAGGGCAGCGCUUGCGCCAUUGACAUAAAUGAAUGUACCAAUACAAGUAUGUGUGAACUGCAUCAACACUGCAUGAAUACGGCCGGAAGCUUCAGAUGUGAAUGUGACCUAGGCUGGGAGGGGAGCGCUUGCACCAUUGACAUAAAUGAAUGUACCAAUACAAGUAUGUGUGGACUGCAUCAACAUUGCAUGAAUACGGCCGGAAGCUUCAGGUGUGACUGUGACCUAGGCUGGGACGGGAGCGCUUGCGCCAUUGACAUAAAUGAAUGUACCAAUACAAGUAUGUGUGGACUGCAUCAACACUGCAUGAAUACGGUCGGAAGCUUCAGAUGUGAAUGUGACUUAGGCUGGGAGGGGAGCGCUUGCGCCAAUGACAUAAAUGAAUGUACCAAUACAAGUAUGUGUGGACUGCAUCAACACUGCAUGAAUACGGCCGGAAGCUUUGGAUGUGAAUGUGACCUAGGCUGGGAGGGGAGCGCUUGCGUCAUUGACAUAAAUGAAUGUACCAAUAAAAGUAUGUGUGGACUGCAUCAACACUGCAUGAAUACGGCCGGAAGCUUCAGAUGUGACUGUGACCUAGGCUGGGAGGGGAGCGCUUGCACCAUUGACAUAAAUGAAUGUACCAAUACAAGUAUAUGUGGACUGCAUCAACACUGCAUGAAUACGGCCGGAAGCUUCAGAUGUGACUGUGACAUUGGCUGGGAGGGCGUCGACUGCAAAGAUACUGAUGAAUGCAUCAAUGCCAGCACAUGUGGGAAUAAUCAAAAUUGCGUGAAUACUGACGGAAGCUUCAGGUGUGACUGUGAAAUAGGCUGGAAGGGUGUUAGCUGCUCUAUUGACAUUGAUGAAUGUACAAAUAAGAAUAUUUGCGGACCACAACAACAUUGCGUCAAUACCGUCGGUAGCUUCAGAUGCGACUGUGACAUUGGAUGGGAGGGAGGUAACUGCUCGAUUGAUAUUGACGAAUGUACAAAUGCAAGUAACUGUGAAGAACACCAGCACUGUGUCAAUAGUAUCGGUACCUAUAUGUGCAUAGAAUAUAUCAUGGAUACAUCGACAAGGUAUACAAGUACAAACUACCAAUAUCAAUCUUUAGUUACAGCAUCAAAUGGAUUCAGACCCUCUUCUGUAGAUAACGCAAAAAAUCUCGACAGUGGCAUUAUGAAAAUCGUACAGAGAUCUGCAAAUGUGAAGGGAAAUUCAGGCGACCAGCAAGAAAUUAAACUUGAUGUUGUUCUUGGCUCAGUAUUUGGAACCGUGGCCUUCAUUUCCGGAUUUGUAGUUGCAUUGGUUGCAUUUAGAAAAUGCAGCAAGAAACACAAGGUGGAAUCUAAGGAAGAAAACGCUAACCUGUGUAUGGAAAGCAACGGCCUCCCAAGAGUAUUUAUCAUUGACAAAGAUGGACGUUUCAAAACAGCUUAAUAAAAAGCGAACUUUACAAUAUGUUAUUCUUAUAUAACGAUAACAACAUAUUUAUAUAUAUGUGCAGCGCUUUAUUACAAAGUUUCCAUACCUA
This is a messenger RNA of Dreissena polymorpha, 2794 nucleotides long. RefSeq names its product fibrillin-1-like. The transcript is spliced from 6 exons. NCBI's taxonomy places the organism in Eukaryota, Metazoa, Mollusca, Bivalvia, Myida, Dreissenidae. The record is from RefSeq and is a predicted model, not a curated record. The coding region runs from base 49 to 2700 and encodes 883 amino acids. Gene Ontology annotation, molecular function: calcium ion binding.